Aspergillus steynii IBT 23096 is the source of this 600-nucleotide messenger RNA. Its product is annotated as CFEM domain-containing protein. NCBI's taxonomy places the organism in Eukaryota, Fungi, Ascomycota, Eurotiomycetes, Eurotiales, Aspergillaceae. The record is from RefSeq and is a predicted model, not a curated record. The coding region runs from base 1 to 600 and encodes 199 amino acids. The transcript is spliced from 3 exons.
AUGAAGUUCUCUGCCGUCUUUCUUGCCCUGUUGACUGCUGGCAUCGCCAGUGCGCAGUUCGACAACAUCCCCCAAUGCUCGGUGCAAUGUCUCGUCGACGCCCUCACCAAGGAUGGAUGCAGUCAGUUGACUGACUUUGCCUGUCACUGCCAAAAGCCCGGUCUUGUCCAGACGGUCACGCCCUGCGUGCAGAAGGCUUGCACCGGGCCCGAGCAGGCGACUGUCUCCAGCGUUGUCGUCGAACAGUGUGCUAAGGCCGGUCACCCCAUCUCCGUGCCGCCAGCUGGAGGAGCUGGAUCGGGAUCUGCUACUGCUACAGCCACUGCUGCUCCGACCUCCGGUUCGGCCCAGACCACCUCGGGAGUCAUGACCCUUCCUACUGUGUCUUCGUCAGGCCAUGCCGGCUCGUCGUCUCGUCCUGGCUCCUCCUCGCCGGGCUGGGGUUCCUCCAGCCGCGCAUCGUCGGGGGCAGGCUCGCCCACCUCUCACGCGCCGUCAGCCACUACCUCCACGCUUCUCGCCACCGGUGCGGCGUCCCAAAACAGGGAUAACAUGGUCGGCGUGGCUGUCGCCGCUGCCGCCGCCGUAUGUCUGUUCUAG